This is a messenger RNA of Diceros bicornis minor, 7795 nucleotides long. RefSeq names its product RAB11 family interacting protein 4 (gene RAB11FIP4). The record is from RefSeq and is a predicted model, not a curated record. Lineage: Eukaryota; Metazoa; Chordata; Mammalia; Perissodactyla; Rhinocerotidae. Gene Ontology annotation, biological process: endocytic recycling; regulation of cytokinesis. Gene Ontology annotation, cellular component: cleavage furrow; midbody; recycling endosome membrane. Bases 179 to 1789 code for a protein of 536 amino acids. The transcript has 13 exons.
UUCGGCCCACGCGGGUCUCCCGGCAACGGGCGCGGGUGGGGGUGGGGCCGGCACUUUCCACGGGUGCCGAACCGUGCGAGCGGCCGCGGCGCGGCGGGGCUGUCCUGUGCUCUCCGCCGCCUCGCUGCCCGCCCGCCUCUCGCCCCCCGCAGCGCACCGACCCGCGGCCAGACGGGGGAUGCGCACCCCGCCCGCCCCCGGGGGCCAGGGCAGUGAGGUGCCAGACCCCACCUUUGCUGAUGGCGAGCUCCUCCCCAGGGAGCCCGGCUUCUUUCCCGAGGACGAGGAGGAGGCUAUGACGCUGGCCCCGCCCGAGGGCCCCCUGGAGUCAGACAUGGACAGCCCCGUGGACAGCACCCGGAGCUUGGAGGGGUUGGUCGGGAAUCCCGCCGAGGAGAAAGAUGGGGGGCUCGUGGGCCUGUUCCUGCCGGAGGACAAGUCCCUGGUCCACACUCCGUCCAUGACGACGUCGGACCUCUCCACCCACUCCACCACCUCGCUCCUCAGCAACGAGGAGCAGUUUGAAGACUACGGGGAGGGGGAUGACGUGGACUGUGCCCCCAGCAGCCCCUGCCCCGACGACGAGACCAGGACCAACGUCUACUCGGACCUGGGCUCUUCAGUGUCUUCCAGCGCGGGGCAGACCCCUAGGAAAAUGCGGCGCAUGUACAACAGCGAGUUGCUGGAUGUUUACUGCUCUCAGUGCUGCAGGAAGAUCAACCUGCUGAACGACUUGGAAGCCCGACUGAAAAACCUGAAGGCCAACAGCCCUAACCGAAAGAUCUCCAGCACGGCCUUUGGACGGCAGCUCAUGCACAGCAGCAACUUCAGCAGCAGUAACGGCAGCACCGAGGACCUGUUCCGGGACAGCAUUGACUCCUGUGACAAUGACAUCACGGAGAAGGUGAGCUUCCUGGAAAAAAAGGUGACGGAACUGGAGAAUGACAGCCUGACCAAUGGGGACCUGAAAAGCAAGCUGAAGCAGGAGAACACACAGCUGGUGCACAGGGUGCACGAGCUGGAGGAGAUGGUGAAGGAUCAGGAGACCACGGCCGAGCAGGCCCUGGAGGAGGAGGUGCGGCGGCACCGAGAGGCCUACAGCAAGCUGGAGAGGGAGAAGAGCACCGAGAUCGAGCUGCUCAACACCAGGGUGCAGCAAUUAGAGGAAGAAAAUACCGAGCUGAGAACGACAGUGACUCGGCUCAAGUCACAAACUGAGAAAUUGGAUGAGGAGCGGCAGCGCGUGUCUGACCGGUUGGAGGACACCAGCCUGCGGCUCAAGGAUGAGAUGGACCUGUACAAGCGCAUGAUGGACAAGCUGCGGCAGAACCGCCUCGAGUUCCAAAAGGAGCGGGAGGCGACGCAGGAGCUCAUCGAGGACUUGCGGAAGGAGCUGGAGCACCUGCAGAUGUACAAGCUGGACUGCGAGCGGCCGGGCAGGGGCCGCGGCUCAUCCUCGGGCCUGGGCGAGUUCAACGCCAGGGCCCGCGAGGUGGAGCUAGAGCAUGAAGUCAAGCGGCUCAAGCAGGAGAACCAUAAGCUGCGGGAUCAGAACGACGACUUGAAUGGACAGAUCUUGAGCCUCAGCCUCUACGAAGCCAAGAACCUGUUUGCCACCCAGACCAAAGCCCAGUCUCUGGCUGCGGAAAUAGACACAGCCUCUCGCGAUGAGCUCAUGGAAGCCCUAAGGGAGCAGGAGGAGAUCAACUUCCGGCUGAGGCAGUACAUGGACAAGAUUAUCCUCGCCAUCCUGGACCACAACCCCUCCAUCCUCGAGAUCAAACACUGAGACAAGGGGGCCAGCUGCAGAGCAGCCUCGGGACCCCCAGACUCCCCGGACCCCAGGACCAAGGGGCAGACCCUGUCUGAGGAUGAGGCCCAGGCUGGGCCUCACACACACACUGUAAAUGUAUCUCUAGCCACCAUGUCACGUGUGCUGGUGUGUAUGUGGGGAGGCCGUGCACACAGCAAGGGGUGAGCGUGCGGCCAUGGCUGUAGGGGACAUCUGCACGGGUCACUGUCCAUGCACUUUGUGGUCCCUUUGCAGGGGGCAGAGGGUCCUGGAGGUGGGAGGAGACCAGGUCUGCCAUCAAGAGUUACUGUAAUAAUAAGAACUGGAAGCUUGUGUUUCAGGUACUGGAUAAAAUGAUUCUACCUCUGGGGAGAAGGAUUAAGAAAUACUCUGGUGAGACAGGCUCUUUCCCCCCCAGCCCUCUUCCCCUGGGACUGGGAGCAAAAUUAUGAUCUUUUCUAGGAGUUCGAAUGCCCAACAGCUGUGUCCUUGCUGACCUCUUUUGCCCCCAUUCAAGCCCAGGUGCUCAAGCUCAGAGAGGAGGAAGGGGCCCUCACGAGCCUCCUCCCCACUGGCAGCCCCUGUGAUGCUUGUGCCCUGUGUGUCCUAAGGACCCGGGCCUGCAGAGGAGCCAGCACGGGGCGGCUUUCAUUCCGAGAGUUCCUGGCAUUUUCAGAGUUCUCCGUACACUUCCCCAGCCCUGCUUCCCUACCUCUCCCUUCCUGGUUUUGUUUUGUUUUUAAGACAAUGGAAAAUAAGCGGCACUCACUUGGGUAUAAAAUGAAGGGAUUAAAAGGAAGGAGAAGAGGGCUGGGGGACGGGGGUGUCUAAGGCACGUGUGGCAUCGGGCAACCAAAGACAUGAUUUGGGGGAGGAGCACGCGCACAUCUCCAUCCUCCUUCCCCAUGGCUGUGUUAUGAGAGACAGGCACGGGUGGAGGGUCUCGAGGGCUUCCUCGGACUGAGAGUGGGCCUUGCUCACCAGCCCCUGUUCUCUGCACGGCCUGGUGAUGGCAGGCUGGGGGUUGGAUGUUCAGAAUUGGAGCUCUGGGCUCGGCUUGGCUCGGUGGUGAGGCCCCUGCGUUCCAGCUUUCAGCAACACCCCUAUAUCUCCACCAGGGGGAUCAGCGCUGUACUGGUGGGCGACAGUGGGGGAAGUCGCAGGAAAACCUUAGUCUUCCAUCUGGGUGACAGGGGGUGGAAACCCACUCUGGAUUUUUAAUGUGAUCUUCUGUUCCGGGCAGCUGGGAGUAGAUAUGGUACUUUUAGUUUUCCAGUUUGUGUCAAUUUCAUGUGGCUUGUGAUUCGUUGCCUUAAUCCAGAUUCAUAUAAACGUGUGUAGUCUUACUUUUUUCCCCUGCAGUUUCUUGUUUUCUUCAGUACUUCUGAUGUAAAAAGGAAAGUCUGGGCAUGUUGGGGAGAGGCAUGGAGGGGUGUAGGCAGAGAGGAGAGGGUGGCAGAGGGUGCAGAGGGGCUCUGGGGACUUAGGUGUGUUCCCGGCUCUCAAAGGCGGGGCCGUGGCCAGAACUGCUCUUCAUUCCACCCCAGUCAGCCUGUCUGUUGGUUGGAUUUCGUGAUUUCUUUUUGAGCAUACGCAUGGAAUUGUUUCAUGCUGCAAAUAAUGGGGCUGCAUUGGUCUAAUCCAGGACUUUGGGGCGACCCACCCCAGCAAGACUAGGGCAAGGGUCAGUCUUCUGGGAGUCUCUCAGCUCCUUAGGACACUGGACCCUUAGGCUCCCCCAAGGGUCUGAGAAGCAGCAGCAGUGGAAGGCAGGCAUGAGGAGUGGGUCUCUUGAGAAUUUGCUCAUAGGAAGGAGUGACCACGAAUUAGAGGAAAGGAAAGAGGACAAAUCAGGAUGUGGCUUAGGUCUGGGUUUUACAUCAGGAGUCCUGCAGGAAGGCCAGGCAGACCGGGGCCUGGUCUGCGGGGGGCUCGCCCCAGGGUUGAGCCGUCUAUAUGUAAAACUUUACGUGCUCUUUAGCUGCACUGAUGUGGAAUUCCAGAGGAGGCCGCAGAGGCCUGAGUUACCGAGUCACAAAGUGGGAAGGAAUUUCUGCCGUGGGGAAGGCGGGCAGCAGAAGCUGGCAGCCUGCAGCGUUCUGCCGCCUCCGCCCUGAAGGGGGUGCCACAGGGACGGACUUGUGGAAGCACCCAGUCUGAAAGGCCUCUCAGGACCCGGUGCAGUGCGUGGGGUCUCUGGUAGAGGGCUGACUUUAUAAUGGGACUGAAUUCCAUGUCACACACGCCUCAAGUUAAACCCAACAUUUUUACUUCAGCUGGAAUACAUCUUAUAAAGUCUGUCCAAUUGGCUUUUUAAGAUCAUCUAGCUUUUUUCAAUGCUCUUCUGAGUUGAAAGCUAGCCUGAGGGGGCAGAUACCCCAGGGUCCCAACCCACAGCCCUGGGCAGGUUCCAGAGCUGUCCUGACUCUGGGCGCAGGUGGGGCCGACCGUGCUCUCUUGCGUGUUUUCUGCCUCCUCUGUUUGUUUCCAGUUGAGAUUUCUGCCCUUCUCCCUCGGUAGUGGGGCUGCUGGAUAGUAUACAGGAUGCCCAGGGAAAUUUGAAUUUCAGAUAGACAACAAAUAAUUUUUAGUAGAAGUAUGUUCCAUGCAAUACUUGGGACAUAUUUAAAAUGGAGAGAUUUUUAAAAUUCUGAUAACUGGGCCGAAUUCCCAGAGGUUCUGAUUUCAUUGGUGUGGGGUGUGGCCCAGGCAUGGGAAUGUUUUAAGACCUCCGCAGGUGAUUGUAAUUUAACUGGGUGUCCUGUGUGGGUUUUGUUUUUUGUUUUUGCUAAACCUGGCACCUCUACCAAGUAAGGAUCAGCAGUAACUUGUCUGAAGUUCAGAGGUGUUUCGGGGGCCCUGGGGAGGGAGUUCUGCAGCAGACUCACAUUUGAUGUGACACUGGGCUCUCCUCGAAUUCAAUCGGAAGCCAAACAAAAUUCGCUAAACCAGCGAGUGAGUUUUAUACACAGUAUCUACUAGAAAAGGGAGCAUCUUCUGGUUUAGCCAGGCCCUAUUCUGUAGGAAGGUAUAAGAAAUAAAGUUCUAGUAAAAAAAGUUUUUUUUAAAUUUUGAAUUGGCCAGAGUUAGACACGUCAUUUUAUUUUAAAUUUGUAGAUUCUUUGAGAAUUGUCAGAGGGAAAUUUCUUUAUCUUUAUUUUAUUUCUGACCUAUUAAAAAUGCAAAGCUCAAAAACCUCUCAGAGCACUUGGACCUGAAACAGUGGUUCUCAACUUGGGCUGUGCAUUGGAAGCAUCUGGGGAGAUUUCAAAACUUCCACUGGCUGGGCUCACCCCCCAGAGAUUCGGAUUUAAUUGUCGUGGGUGUGGCCCAGGCACCCAGGUGUUUGGAGAGCCCCCCCCCCGCCCCCGUGAUGCUAAUGUGCAGCUCAUGGUGGUGACCCCCAUCCUAGAAGGUUGCUGGCCAGAGGUAGAGAAGACGGGCGGAAACGGCUGCUGGAUUUGUUAAUCCAGGUGCUGGGUAACAGCCAGUUCUCCUGCUGGGGUGUCGGUGGCUUUUCCUGUUGUGAUGUUGGUGGCUUUUCCUGUUAUGAUGUUGGAUGGUAAGAAGUUAGCAGAUCCCUCCCUCCUAGGAUGGGAGGCCAGAUGUCUUCAGGAGCUGGUGGAUCCAGCCUGAGUGGGCAGGUCUCUGCCUGGGGCCCAUGGUGUCAGUGGGCGGCGCGUGUUGGGAUGUAUGAGCCACCGGCGCGUUACAGAGUGGGAGUAGAACAGAGUGGGUGGGGGCUGACAGCAGGGCUGUCUCCCUGAAAGCAGCCUCAGAAACAGCAGUCAUCUAGUCGCAAACUUGGCAGGAGGGGACACUGGCCUUGUGGGCCUCUGAUCUGUUUUCGGGCUGGGUGGAUGAGGGUCACCGCAGCUCCUCUGCUGUUAGUAGCCAAACCAGCAUUCCCGCCCACUCCCUGGAGGCUCCAGGCGCUAGUCCACUGACGAGUCCGAUUUCUGCCCCGGCCAUUUCUGGUGGUCAGGAGGGCACAGUGUGGGCUCUUUUGUUCCAAUGAGGGACUUAAUAACUGGCAAAGGCCUCCAGGGGCCAGUGUGGGACCUGGUGGAUCCGGCGGAAAUUAAGCCCCCUUUUUGUGCUCUGUGGGUAUGUGUUUAAUGCAUUAGCAAAUUUAAACCUGAACACUAACUUUGGAUGUGAUGGGAACAGGGCAAGUUUUUGGGUGGUCACCAUGCGAAGGAAAUGACUGUUGGCCCAGCAGGUCUAGAGGGGCUCUUUUAAAGGUCUAGAUUUAGAUCGAGGGGAGGGACCAUUCAGGAUUUCUCUGCUGGCAGUGCCCCAGCCUCUCCUCCUUUGGGACUAGGGCAGCCCCUCCAAGGUGAUGCUUCAGCUGGUGAGACUGAGGUGUGCCUGCUGGGGGGCCUCAGGCUAUAGAGAGGCUGCGGCCUCCUUGGUGACUCUGAGCAAGUCCCUUCCCUCCGCUGACCCCAGGGACCUCCGGGUCCUGCUGUCCUGCUCUGAAGGUGCAUGAAAGGCCAGGGAGCCGGAGAGGCCGGAACCCUGGGUCUGCCAUACCUGCGUGGCAGGACAACUCUUGAGGCCCUUCAGCCACACUCUCUGCUGCCUACCUGGGAAAAUAGGCUGCUUUCCAGAGAGGCUUGUUUCUAAACGCGUGGAUCCUGGCAAAGCGUGACACCACAUGACGACCUUCUAGGCUCCUUCUCUUUCCUUGUGACUGUAACAGAGGGAAGUCAGCCCCGAGCCACCAGCAGAGGGGUGGCCGGGAAUGCAUCCCAGGGCCAACCCUGCAAGAUCUCAGUGCUGUUGUCCCAGGGAGACCAUGCCUCCUCCCGGGACCCUCUGCUUUGCUGUGCUGCACAGGCUGUUUCAUCUGCAUGGUUUGGGGUCGUUAUCCUUGUGCCUUUUCUUCCCUGUCACCACUGUACAGGAUUUCCACGUCACCACUGCCUCCCUUUCUACAGCCUCUCCUUUACCCUGGCCCUUCCUGAGCCCUGUAAAUGUGUACAUAGCGUCCCCUUGGUGUCCACGUGCCUCCACCAUGUAGGGUCUGCUCCCCGGCCAGAUCUCCCAGCACGCUUACCCCUGGGGUCGGCCUCCGCUUCCCCUGUGCUUGUCAGCCAUGCAGUCUUGGUAACUCGGUACAGAACUUUUUCACUAUGGUCUUAAGCUUGGGGGCCUCAGACCCACUUAGUCCCUCGUCCAGCCUGCAGCUAGUUUAGGCACACCAGAAAAGGGUAACUUUGUGUAAAGUAACUUCUCCCACAAACCUCUUCCUGCAUUGGCGUGAAUAUCGAUAGAAAGCAGAGUGCACCUUUCUAACCUAGGGUGCCAGUCAUGGGUCUGCAGCAGCUCUGUGGGCCCCUUGGAGGAUGCACCCCCGGCCCCCAGAAGAAGUUCCAGCUCUGUGGCUCCCAGGGCUUGGCAUUGGGCCUGGGUUCAGGGCCACCACCAUCUGAUGUCUAGAACAGCUUCAGACCCCAAGUAGGGAGAUGGAAGAGGCUUCCCGCUGCUGGCCCUGCCUGCUGUUAACAACUGCCAAGCUCUUCCUCGUCUGCCGAAGGUGCUCAGACCCGGGUGCCAUUAAAUACCGGACGAUGGCAGGACUGCCAUGGGACCAUGCGUUGCUGAGGACUCGCUCACAGCCCGCUGGCUGCCCUUGUCCCAGCUCCUCCUGCUUUCUUGGCUGGGUCUCCGGGGCCCGGAUGAAAUAAGCUGUACACAUGGCCUCAUGCCCAAGGAUUUGCUAGUGGCUUUUACUCUCCAGGAUUCCACUUGAGUCUUGUACCCCAGGAGCUUCCAUCAGGAAGCAGGCUUAGCAUUGGGGCUGGGAUGAGACUUCCACCUCCAGGCGCCAGGGUGGUGAGAGUGGGGUGAGGCCCCAAGACUGCAUCCCAGGGUCCCCAUCUCGCCACCUCCAGCCUGCUUCUAGCCAAAAAGGAGCAGGCUCUCAGAGGCAGGCUUCUUCGGGAACUCUCAUGUACAGACCAAGGUGUAAAUAAACAGUUUGGUUUUCUUGCCUGA